AUGGCUCGCGAAAACUGUGUUACUCUCACUGUGAGAGAUACACAGUUGAUGAUAAACAUUAUAAAGACUCUGAGAAGCAAUGUGACAACUGUAAAGUUUGAUCCUGGUCUCAGACACGGUCACACGGUCAGUCUAGGCGGUACGAGGGUGAGACUUGGCGUUGGUGUUUUGAAACAUCAAAGAUGGACAGGGUUUUCGCGGAGGUCGCUCCUCGGAUAUCUUCACAACUACAGGUCAGGGGUCUUCCAAAAUCGAGAAGAUUGA
Molecule: messenger RNA, 264 nt
Organism: Blastomyces dermatitidis ER-3
Lineage: Eukaryota; Fungi; Ascomycota; Eurotiomycetes; Onygenales; Ajellomycetaceae
Exons: 3
Coding region: 1-264 (87 amino acids)
Source: RefSeq, a predicted model, not a curated record